Molecule: messenger RNA, 695 nt
Organism: Triticum aestivum (bread wheat)
Lineage: Eukaryota; Viridiplantae; Streptophyta; Magnoliopsida; Poales; Poaceae
Exons: 4
Coding region: 10-369 (119 amino acids)
Source: RefSeq, a predicted model, not a curated record
CCUCUAUUUAUGCAGGUGGCGCGGACCCUGGAAACCCAUUCGAACAGUGGAGAGAUGGCGCCCAGCAGCACCAUGCCGCCAAGCUCUAAUCUCACCGAAUCGUCUGGCUCCACAUUGAUAGUAGGCGGUGUGCAGGUUCUUAGUGACGUCGUCGGGCUUGACGAUCUGUUUUUCCUGAUCACUCUUCUGGGGUUGCAAGCGUCGAUGACGAUGCAAGUGUGCUGGGGCAAGGACCUGUCGUUGGUGCAGAUGGUGAGGUGGGCGAGAUGGUGGUUGAUAAUGGUGAUGUUGGGGUGGAGCUUCCUGUUUUCUCUUGUGAAGAGGAGACGGCGGAGUUUAAUCCUUGCAUGGCGCAUGCAGUGCAAGUAGAGGCAUGCGAGGUGGAGGAGGGGGACCACAUGUCGGGGACUGGUACUGUAGGCGUUGCCUGCGAAGAAGAUGACGCCGAGAGCCCUCCAUGCAAGCGAGCAAAAAUUUAGAUUUGUAGAGGCCAGUGCUGUGCUAUUAGCGCGCAUGCAAAUGUACGUGCAUGUUUUAUUUAGUAGGUGUGCUAAGUAUCCUAAGUAUGCAUGGGCAAAACCUUGUUUUUCCAUUGUGCAAAGCUAUGUGUUUAGCAAGUUAAUCAAUUUUCAAAAUCUGUUCGCAUCGACGGCUAUGCUUGAGCAGGAAUUGCUCAUGAUUUUGUGUUUAUGAGC